Messenger RNA from Miscanthus lutarioriparius, 1662 nucleotides. NCBI's taxonomy places the organism in Eukaryota, Viridiplantae, Streptophyta, Magnoliopsida, Poales, Poaceae. The record is from the annotation of a GenBank genome assembly.
AUGGCCGCCGGCUGGCAGCGGCCUACUUCUGGAGGGCGGCGGCAAUGGUCGGCCGGCCGGCGGCAAUCCCCCUUCUGGAGGACGAUGAUGGGCAACGCAACAAAGUCCUUCACAGCUCGAGACAGUGCGGAGAGAUGGAGGGGCGGCGACGAGGACGGGCGGCGCGCGGCAGUGGGGAGAUGGAGGGGCGGCGAUGGCAGUAAGGGAGGCAAAGAGACAGGGGGAGAUGGAGAUGGAGCGAGGGAGGACGGGCACACGGCGGCGGGCGCGGCGGCCGAGAGCGCCGGGAGGGGCGCAGCGGGUGUGGCAGGCGCGGCUGGCGUGGCGGGCGUGGCGUGGCGUGGCGUGGCGGCGGCGCGGCGGCUGUACGGUUUGAGUAACUCAUGUAAUUUUCAGUUAGCAUUUUCCCCCUUGCGCAGUCAAAGGCCAGAUGCGAUCGACUGCCCUCUGGAAAUCCAUCUUGAGUCCAAUAGUUCGGCAGGCGCCAAAGCUGCGCCGGAUCAUAGCCGGAAUGCUCAGCUUCAUCGCAGCAAUGCCCCUGAUCCACCACCCUUGCCUGGAACCUCUUAUGACGCGCGGAGAAGUUCUAGGAAGGCAAAGGCUUGUCGCCGUGUUCCUGAAGGCGUCGUCGAUUCCUGGGACAAGCUGUUCUUGCAGGGAUACCAAUCUGAUCUCCGUGUUUCGACAGACGACGGCACUGAAAUUCUGUCGCAUUCCUGUGUUCUUGGUGUCCAAUCUCCUGUUCUGAGAGCUAUGUUGGAGGAAGCUAAAUUGAAAGAUGGUUUUCGGUGUGUCCGUAUUUCUGGCGCGCCUUCAGAAGCAGUCCGUGUUUUCAUCAGAUUUCUUUACUCUUCACGUUUUGAGCAGGAACAGAUGAAGAAGCACGUUCUGCAUUUGCUUGUACUCUCCCAUGUUUUCUCGGUGCCAUCUCUGAAGAUUGUCUGCAUCGACCAACUCGAGAGGAGUUUCCUUGCUCCUGACAACGUGGUAGACAUGCUGCAACUUGCCAGAUUGUGUGAUGCGCCCCGGCUCUCGCUUGUCUGUACCCGGAUGAUCAUUGGGGAUUUCAAGACCAUCUCUCUGACGGAUGGGUGGAAAGUAAUGAGACGGGUCAAUCCGAGUAUGGAACAGGAGCUGCUCGAGUCUCUUGUCGAAGCUGAUACAAGAAGGCAGGAAAGAGCUAAAAGGAUGGAGGAAAGGAAGGUCUAUCUGCAACUGUACGAAGCCAUGGAGGCGCUUGUCCACAUAUGCCGAGACGGAUGCAGGACGAUCGGGCCUCGAGAUCAAGCGCUCAAGGGCAGUCUAGCAGCUGCCUGCAAGUUUCCGGCCUGCAAGGGCAUCGAGCUGCUCGUGCGCCACUUCUCGACCUGCAGAGUUCGGGUGCCUGGUGGCUGUGCCAACUGCAAGCGGAUGUGGCAGCUCCUUGAGCUGCAUUCCCGCAUGUGUUUCACCCCGGACACCUGCAAGGUUCCUCUCUGCAGGCAUUUUAAGGAGAAAAUGCGGAAUCUGGGGAGGAAGGAAGAGACCAAAUGGAACCUUUUGGUGUGCAAGGUGCUGGGGAGCAGAGGAACCAUGGGUUUUAUGCCUGAAAGGAGAAAAAAUUCAUCAAUCCUAACAUCAGCUGGGAGUUGCCACGUGGGUCGACUUGCAGGACCUAUGUGA